AUGGGUAAUCUGGAUACUGUGACUUUCCUUGUUAUAUUAGCACUAGAGGCUAUUACUGGAUUAUUCUCCAAUUUCUUUAUCAUAUUCUCACUAUCUGGCUGCAAAAGGAGCAAUAUUGUCACCAGCGACCUCAUCCUGAUCUCUUUGUGCAUUUCUAAUGUAUUAUAUACAAUAAUAAUGACUGCAAACAUUCUAAUUAACUUAAUGUGGCCACAAGUUAUACAACAAAUUUAUGUUUAUCGUAUAAUCGAUUACACAACAUUGUACAUCAUUACAUCCAGCGUGUGGCUCACGGCCAGUCUAAGCUUCUUCUACUUUGCAAAAAUCGUAGACAUUCGGUCCCGCGUGCUGGCAUGGGUGAAGAAGAAGAUCGGUGCGGUUGUCCGGGGGAUGAUACUAAUGGCAGAAAUUGUUUCUCUUUGUGAAAGUUUCUUAUCACUUCUUAUUUCCACCCACCAACCGGCCCAGCAGAACUCAUCUCUAAGUGCAGCAAAUGUCACCUCAGAAACCAAUGAACCUAGUCUCAGUUUUAUGAACAUUGUCCUAAUUCUCAACACUCCACCUGCCCUUGUUGCAGUAAUAGCCACAGCCAGCAGUGCCGGAUACCUCAAGCUGUACGACCGGCAGAUGAAGAGGAACAUGGCGGCAAAUGUUAACAUGAAUAUAAAAGAUUAUCAAAGUGCUGUUCGCACCAUGGUGUAUCUCAUAGCUUUCUAUACAUUAUUAAUCAUUGUUAUGGUAAUUGUUGGACUGGAUGUGUUUGCUGACAAUAGUUGGGAACAUUGGAUAUGUAUGAUGAUUCUCUCUUCAAUCGGUGCAGUCCAGUCCGCCAUUCUCAUUCACGGUAACCCUAAGCUACAGCAAUCAUUGAAAUGGAUAAUAACUCUCUUCUAUGUCUGA
This is a messenger RNA of Pseudophryne corroboree (corroboree frog), 900 nucleotides long. RefSeq names its product taste receptor type 2 member 8-like. The transcript has a single exon. Bases 1 to 900 code for a protein of 299 amino acids. The record is from RefSeq and is a predicted model, not a curated record. Gene Ontology annotation, cellular component: membrane. Gene Ontology annotation, molecular function: bitter taste receptor activity; G protein-coupled receptor activity. Gene Ontology annotation, biological process: G protein-coupled receptor signaling pathway; sensory perception of taste. NCBI's taxonomy places the organism in Eukaryota, Metazoa, Chordata, Amphibia, Anura, Myobatrachidae.